This is a messenger RNA of Loa loa (African eye worm), 300 nucleotides long. RefSeq lists its product as hypothetical. The record is from RefSeq and is a predicted model, not a curated record. The transcript has 3 exons. Bases 1 to 300 code for a protein of 99 amino acids. Lineage: Eukaryota; Metazoa; Nematoda; Chromadorea; Rhabditida; Onchocercidae.
AUGAAAGAACUUUGUUUUCGCUGUAAACGACCGACCUAUUUUAAUGAUAAAAUUGGCCCAUUAAAAGAUGGCGUUCUUUUUCAUAAAGGAUGUUUCAAAUGUUGGAUAUGUGGAUCACGUUUAUCACUGAAAACUUAUCACAAUAACAGGAAUGAUACGCAAGAUCUUGAGGUAUAUUGCGCUGGACAUGUACCAACACCCGGGCCACAUGAUCCAAUACCACAUCGAUCCAAUCUUUUAUAUAGUCCAAAAACAAAAGGUGAAUAUCCGUACAAUCUAAUGAGGCCAACUGGACCAUAA